This is a messenger RNA of Ictalurus furcatus (blue catfish), 1141 nucleotides long. Its product is annotated as polyadenylate-binding protein 1-like. NCBI's taxonomy places the organism in Eukaryota, Metazoa, Chordata, Actinopteri, Siluriformes, Ictaluridae. The coding region runs from base 394 to 777 and encodes 127 amino acids. The record is from RefSeq and is a predicted model, not a curated record. Gene Ontology annotation, molecular function: RNA binding. The transcript has 4 exons.
UAUUUGACCGGUUUCCAUUAAGAUACAUUAAGAACUGGGGGUGUAAACUUUUCCCUUACUUUUUCCACAGCAACUAGUCAGGCACCAUGUUUGAAUGAAGAGUGUACAACCAUCAUUACACCAACACCUGAUGGUACUGUUCCAGUGACAGACACAGUGCCAGCUAUAGGAACAGUUCAAUCUGUAGAUAGUGUCCCAGCUGUAGACACUCUUCCAAGUGCAGACACGCUUCCGUCUCUGGAAAGUGUCCCCUUUGUAGAGACAGUGCCACCUGUAGAUAGUGUCUUGGGUCUAAAUUCAGUUGCUGAUGAGGUUCCAGCUCCACCUCAAGCUCCAGAUGCAGCUGAACUGCCUUCCACAUCCAUCAGUGAAGUGCAGCAGUACAAGGACACAAUGGAUGUACCCACAUAUCCACCAGCUGGGAAGCGUCUGACUAUCUACAUGUUGGAGUCAUCUCGUUUAGACGACCAGAUCCAGAUGACGCAUGAUCACCUGUUACCUCUGGUCGAGGAAAUCCACCCAACUCAGGCUAACAAGAUCACCUGGAUGCUUUUGGAGGAUGCGAACAACUUUGAGAUCAUAGACACGAUUCCAUACCCUGAGCUCCUGCGUACCAAGGUGGAUGAAAUGGAUGCACUCCUGAAGGCGAGGGAAGCUGGAUGUAAGCCGGUGAGGAUUUUUAAUGAAAACUGGACAUGUGCUGAUAAUCGGUUAUGUGACACACAACAAUAUUUCAUAUUUAGAUUUAUCGUCACAACACAGUUUACACGGGGAUAAAAAGUUCCAUUAAUAAAGCAGUCACACACACACACACACACACACACACACACACAGACUAAAACCACUCUGCAUUUCUAUUUCAGGAAACCCUGAAGAUGUUAUUUAACAACAACAAUAAGAAGAAUAAGAACAAGAAGAGAAAGAAUAAAUACAAUACAAUACAAUAAAACAGUGCAACCAAUAUUGUACAUAUUAUGAAGUGGUCUUGGUCUUGAUUAUUGUCCUUUAUUUAGAAUUUAAAGAUUGUAAAUGAAUUAGCUCCAGAAUGUUAAAAUCUUAAGCAUUAACUGAGAAGAAUUAACGUCACAGAGUCAGAACUCACAGAGAUUACGUUGUAAAUGGCUGAGUUAGUUAAAGAACG